This is a messenger RNA of Plodia interpunctella (Indianmeal moth), 1077 nucleotides long. RefSeq lists its product as uncharacterized. The record is from RefSeq and is a predicted model, not a curated record. The transcript has 2 exons. NCBI's taxonomy places the organism in Eukaryota, Metazoa, Arthropoda, Insecta, Lepidoptera, Pyralidae. Bases 309 to 998 code for a protein of 229 amino acids.
UUUUGACAAGUAGGUAAGUAAACAGUACAACGGAAGACGAAGAAUUUUGUUUGUUGUUGAUGUUAAAUAAAAGAAACAGUUUGUUUGAUAAAUACCUAAUAUCUAAAUAUUUGUAUUUUCACCGCGUACCUAAUACGCAUAUGUUUAUGAUUUGCUAAAUAAGGAAAGCAAUGGUAUCCUUUUUUUCCUUUAUUUUGAUCUCUGCACGCUCGCAUGAAGAUUUUAGGAAGUCUCAGCUUUAACCAGUGGAAUUGACAUGUAAUUGAGUAACAUAUUUACCAUUGAUACUAGUUUAAUUAUCUGUAGUGAUGGAUCACAUUUUAGAAAUUCAGAGGAUUAUGCUGAAGAACCAAAAGGAAAUUAUGCGGAAAAUAAAUGAAUACAGCAAAAAGUUGGAUACAUUAUCAGCAGCUGCGCCUAGCCAAAGUGAAUUUUUCGCAACAAGCACAAAUCAAGAUAAUAUUUUCACCGCUAUAGAUAGUGUAGACGUUCUAGAUGAUUUCGAACAAGAUUUGAAAGAUCAAGAUAAGAGAAAUGCUUUGUAUAAAAAAAUUGUAGACAUCUGUCAAUACAGAGGAGAAACUGGUCCAUACUUUCUUAUUGAUUUGAUGUUUACACGUCAAUUUAUUGCCAAAUGUUCCUGGUCUGGUGGAUCUCGAGGGGAUGAGAGUAAAAUUCCAUUUAAAAUUUAUAACAACACAAUCAACUUCUUUCAACAAGUGACACAAAAUUUCGAAGAAACAUUUUCUAUGGUUGAGUGCCACAAAUUUUUAAAAUCUGUAUUAAAAAACGCUCUUAAGAGAUCAGAAUCUAAAGGCCUGAGGGCAUCUCAUAGAAAAAAACGACGGACACAAUUAGAAAUGUAUUAUAUUGAUGACAUUACUGAUGGAGAAUAUGAUGAAAGUGGAGAUGGCUUACAGUCCAUUCAAUACUCUAAUAGAGAGACUAGAUCUGCUACAGAAAUACUAGAUGAUGAAACAAAUGAAGAACAUGAAUGAUAUUAGAAAUUAGAGUACCUCAAAUUACUAUCUAAAAUAUCAGAACUAAAUUUAAGUUAAUAUAAGGAUUUAGUCAUGA